This is a messenger RNA of Gadus macrocephalus (Pacific cod), 906 nucleotides long. RefSeq names its product family with sequence similarity 241 member A (gene fam241a). NCBI's taxonomy places the organism in Eukaryota, Metazoa, Chordata, Actinopteri, Gadiformes, Gadidae. Gene Ontology annotation, cellular component: intracellular membrane-bounded organelle. The transcript is spliced from 2 exons. Bases 1 to 468 code for a protein of 155 amino acids. The record is from RefSeq and is a predicted model, not a curated record.
AUGCUGACAGAGUGUCAAUCAAUCAUGUCCACCGCACUACCGCCUGUAAAUGACCAUCAUGUCAAUCGCCACGAGUUUGAAGGAUAUAUGAGUGACAGCAGGUUCCACGAUCCGUAUAGAAGAGACCCACAGCAGCACUACCAGGACCUUCCAGACAGGCUUGGACCACGCAGCCCAUCACAACCCAGGGCCAGGCAGCUAUCUUCCUAUAGUUCAACAGCCCCAUGGACCCUUCUGGAAGACCCCACCACCAGGCCACAGCAGGACGACUGUGAACGCAUGGGGACUUUGUUUGGUAUGCUCAACAAGUGCCUUCGUAGGAUGGGCUUCAGCCAGAUGUACUUUGGUGAGAAGAUUGUGGAGCCGGUAGUGAUCGUCUUCUUCUGGCUGCUGCUGUGGUUCCUUGGUCUCCAAGCACUAGGACUAGUUGGAACUCUCUGCAUUAUCAUAAUCUAUAUCCAAAAGUAAUGAAAAUAACUGCUUCUUAGGCUGGAUACCAUUUUAAGAGACAGUGGUUGGGAUUGUGGGAAAAUAGUACCUAGAAUUCCAGAAUUUAGCUUUUGUCAGCACCUGUCAGCGAUUGUUUAACAUUGUCACUUUUAUAUCUGUGGAUAUCUAUUGAAGUGUGCUGCCAUGGCCAGUAGGGGCCGAAGCGUGCUGUAGCGCCAUCGGAGUGACAAAAGGAAAAGCCAUUGCAUUACCUGAUUGCAUGUUAAAGGAUCAGUUAAAUCAAGGUUCAAAGAGUUCAGGAAGUCCAAUAUCUAAUCUUGUAAAUGAUAUAUCUCAGACAUUGUACUUAUUAGGCUUUGACUUUGACUUUGCACAGUAUAAAAAAACAAUCAAUGACACAUGGGUAAAUUGUGUAAAGAAAAAAAAAGAGUUAAAUAAAGAGGAAUACCAAAUUUA